UCUAGGUUUUCAACGAGAUGUCGUGGCUGCUGCUGUUGCUGUGGCAGCUCUUUGCUAGAACUUGGGCCUUCGACUACUGUGAUCCUGUCCUGUGUCCGGGGCCCGAAAAGCACAUAGCAUGCAAUAAUUUUGGUGAACUGGCUGAUAGCUGCAGUCCCGAUGCCCAUGUGGUACGGAUUACUACAACUCGACGCACUAUGAUCCUCAAUGAGCUGAACGCUUAUCGCGAUCGUAUUGCCAGGGGUGAUUUAAUUGGCUUUAAUCCUGCCACCAGAAUGGCUACCUUGCAAUGGGAUCCCGAAUUGGCCAGUUUUGCCGAACUGAAUGUGAAACGAUGUGCCUUGGUUAACGAUCAUUGCCGGAACAGUGAUCAGUUUCGGAAUGUGGCUCAAGUAGUUGCCGAGGGGGGCUGGCAGAAUUUGGCCAAUGGAGGUGCCAACUCACAGGAAUAUCACACAGAGGAUGAGGUCAUAAGGGCCACGCUAGAGCAAAUGUUCGCCGAGUACAAGGAGUGCAGUAUGCGGGAUAUCAUUGCCUACAGUCCGCCCAUGAACAGAAUUCUACGCUUGCGUUACAGCAAGUGUAUUGCCUAUUUCACCCAGCUUGUGCGGGAUACAACCACCCAUGUGGGAUGUGGCAUACUCCGCGAGACAAGGAAUUCGACCAAUGCAAAGGGGGAAUACAUUCUGAAUACCCAUCAGUAUAUGACAUGCAAUUUCGUCAGAGGCAAUGAUGUAAAUGCUCCGGUCUAUCAAAGUGGCGAUCGACCAGCCACCGAAUGCCUGACUGGAAGGAAUCCUUUAUUCAUUAAUCUAUGUUCGAUUAAUGAGAUCUAUGAUAAUACAAUCUUUAACGGAUUCUAAUGAGAGAAUAUCUAAUUCUAGGAAUGAUAUCACCGUGCGCUCAAUGAGUAAAGCGAUUAAACAUAUUAACGCCAGCCAAUGCGAUAAGAUAAUAAUACAA
Messenger RNA from Drosophila willistoni, 963 nucleotides. RefSeq names its product antigen 5 like allergen Cul n 1. The coding region runs from base 18 to 863 and encodes 281 amino acids. The record is from RefSeq and is a predicted model, not a curated record. Lineage: Eukaryota; Metazoa; Arthropoda; Insecta; Diptera; Drosophilidae. The transcript has 3 exons.